Camelina sativa (false flax) is the source of this 301-nucleotide messenger RNA. The record is from RefSeq and is a predicted model, not a curated record. NCBI's taxonomy places the organism in Eukaryota, Viridiplantae, Streptophyta, Magnoliopsida, Brassicales, Brassicaceae.
UUCUUCUUCUUCUUCUUCUUCCUCACUCUCGUUGUUGUUGUUUCAAUGGCUUCGAUUCCGUACAGACUUAUGGAGGAGGAGGCCGAAUCGUCUCUUUCUUCUUCGAAAGAAGAAUCUAGCCCUGUGGACGCCGUACUCUUCGUCGGAAUGUCUCUGGUGCUCGGUAUAGCUUCAAGGCAUUUGCUUCGAGGAACUAGGGUUCCUUACACCGUCGCUCUCCUCGUUAUCGGAAUCGCUCUUGGAUCCCUCGAAUAUGGAACUCAUCAUAACCUUGGCAAGGUCGGCCAUGGGAUUCGUAUUU